CCAGUAAGAAAUCUACACUGUAACUAAAAAAUGCAAUCCUUCGUAAACAGUAACCUGUUACAUGCAUGUCAACAGCGGAUCUACCCUACGAAUUCGGCUCUACACCGCGCUCUCCUCAGAAGUACCUAUCCGGAGGUAUUGCGAAAAUUCCAGUCUGGGGAUGAUGCUGGAAGUGGAGCGACACCAAGCAGACCAGCAGUUGUAUUCGAUGCGUCCUGUGGUCAUGGUGGCGUUUUAGACCAUCUCACAUCAAACAAGCAAGCAGUACCUCCUAGCAGGUACGUCGGCAUAGACGUUGACCCAGCUGCUAUUGAACAGGCGUCUUCAAGCUCUUGUUCUUCUUCUGCAACGUUUUUGCAAGCCGAUGUAUGUAGGCCAAGAAUUGUCGACCAACUGAAGGGAAUACUAGUAGACGCACCACGAGGAUCAAGUAGUUGUAAGUCGUUUUCUCAUGUCGUUUCCGUUUUCGGCGCGCACUAUUGGGAACAGUACGACUUCGUGAGGUUUUUGAAAAAUGCACGUGCAUUACUUGAUGAAUCUGGCAGUUCUGGACCGGAGAACACAAGCGCAAACAAGAGCCUGGUGUUAGCAUUGUGGUGUCCUAGUGCACCGGUGGAUAACUGCGUGCUGACGCGGUUUUUAGCAGCAGCACCCCUCGACCUGAAUGUCCGACAUCACAAGCCAUUUCCCAGAAGCUACUUUCCCCACAACAACAAGAGUAACGAUCCAGCUGUGCAGGACUCGUUACUCACCGAAUUGCUCGUGAAAAAGGCAGGCUUCCGCAAAGUGGCCUUUUCGGAUACGACACAUAUGGCGGAGGUGUCGGCGGAGAGUCUACUCUCUGCUGGAAGCAACGAUGGCGGAAGCAAGAGUUUUUACGAACUACUACGGACAGAGUUGCGCGAGGAGAAAACCUUUGGAGACAUUUCGGGAUUGUGUCGCGCACAGUCUGCUGAAGACGAAGCACGGGUCUGGCAAUGCCUUGAGGACAUUUGCAACGACUUGGGACCAACUUGCGCAGUGAAACGAAAAUACAGGGUUCUUGAAGCUAGUAUAUGA
This is a messenger RNA of Amoebophrya sp. A25, 1059 nucleotides long. Lineage: Eukaryota; Dinophyceae; Syndiniales; Amoebophryaceae. The record is from the annotation of a GenBank genome assembly.